CGCCGUCAAAGUGGGAGUGUCUAAUCCAUCACCCUCCCGACGCAGCCAAGUAUCCUACGCGACCUGUCUCGCUCAAGGUCCACAACAUCAUAUACUACCCAUAUAACUAUCGAUGCAAGUGACGGCAUACCAAGCAUCUUGGAUAAGUUUGAUAUCCAAGGACCCAACGGGACACACCCAUGCUAUACAAUGGCCCCUGCGCAAGGAAAUCUCAAAGAAGCAUCAUUUAGUCGUCUCUGUUACCUUGAUCCACUCACGUGGAUUCGUCCAUGGAGAUAUUCGUCUUCGGAAUGUGUUGGUCAAACUCCCAUCGACAUUUGACGAACUCUUAAUCGAGCGUCUCGGAAAGGACUGCAAAACGCCCGUGGCUAAGAUGGCACCAGAGGCUCUUUUUGAACCAUCGGAUACUCGAUCCUCCCUCGCAAGGGCAAGAGUGAGGCAAACCGUCUGCCAAGAGAGCUUCAAUGAACCUCAAGCUUUGCGCUGGCGCGACUAUCGCAACUAUCGCGACAUCACAUGACAAAAUCAGAUACCUAACAGAAAAUCGCCGAAGAAGAAUCCAGACCUCGUGUUCGUAUCACGCCGUUGCACCAGCAAUUGCACCUCUAAUUACACAUACACAUACACAUACAAGGCGCAAAACUUCACUG
Messenger RNA from Sodiomyces alkalinus F11, 650 nucleotides. RefSeq lists its product as hypothetical. The record is from RefSeq and is a predicted model, not a curated record. Bases 113 to 520 code for a protein of 135 amino acids. Gene Ontology annotation, biological process: protein phosphorylation. The transcript is spliced from 3 exons. Gene Ontology annotation, molecular function: protein kinase activity. Lineage: Eukaryota; Fungi; Ascomycota; Sordariomycetes; Glomerellales; Plectosphaerellaceae.